CGUUGUGAUGAAUUUCUGGUGCAUUUGAUCGAUAUAGUAUUAUGACAAUACCUAGGGGUAAUCUGGAAAAUUUACUCUCGCCACCGAGCCUUAAAGAGAGGAAAGGGAUUAUUAUUAUUAGUAUCGAGUGUUAAAAUUGUGUCUGAUUAGAUUCGUUAAUUGAGAUUGAAAAGACGGAAAUCGUCUCUGUUGAAAAACGGAAACAGAAAUAAGAGCAAUUUGUUAAAAGAUGGAAGAUCAAGAAAUGCCAGAGGGAAGUAUAAAGAACAUAUUAGAACAAGAGAGCCUCAAGUGGGUCUUCGUUGGAGGCAAAGGCGGUGUCGGCAAAACGACAUGUAGUUCGAUUCUCUCGAUCCUUUUGGCCGGAGUACGACCUUCUGUUUUGAUCAUAUCCACUGACCCAGCUCACAAUCUCAGCGAUGCCUUUCAACAACGCUUUACCAAAACACCUACUUUGAUUAAUGGCUUCACCAAUCUUUAUGCUAUGGAGGUGGAUCCUACUGUUGAAGAAGACAUGGGAUCUAACGAGGGGAUGGAUGGCUUGGUUUCCGAGCUAGCAAAUGCAAUUCCUGGUAUUGACGAGGCUAUGAGCUUCGCAGAAAUGCUGAAAUUGGUGCAGACAAUGGAUUAUUCUACUAUAGUGUUUGAUACAGCACCAACAGGCCAUACACUUCGGCUAUUACAAUUUCCAGCAACCUUAGAGAAGGGGCUCAAUAAAAUGAUGUCUUUGAGAAAUAAAUUUGGUGGGUUGAUGAGUCAGAUGAGUCGCAUGUUUGGUAUAAAUGAUGAUUUUGGGGAGGAUGCUAUCUUGGGAAGGCUUGAGAGCAUGAAGGAUGUGAUUGAACGGGUUAAUAAGCAGUUCAAAGACCCGGACUUGACAACAUUCAUCUGUGUCUGUAUUCCAGAGUUCCUUUCUCUCUAUGAAACUGAGAGACUGGUGCAGGAACUCACCAAAUUUGAGAUAGAUACACACAAUAUUAUCAUUAACCAAGUUCUUUUUGAUGAGGAAGAUGUUGAAUCCAAGUUGCUCAAAGCUAGAAUGCGGAUGCAACAAAAGUACCUUGAUCAAUUCUACAUGUUGUAUGAUGACUUUAACAUCACAAAGCUGCCACUGCUACCACAAGAGGUUACUGGUGUUGAAGCUCUCAAGUCAUUUUCACAGCAUUUUCUGGCACCAUAUCAACCGGCCGCUAGCAGAGGGGUGGAAGAAUUGGAGCGGAGAGUAAGCAAGCUAAGGCAAAUGUUGGAAGACGCAGAAGAAGAACUGGAGAGACUAAGGAAAGGAAAACAGAAGGCAUGAUCAUGCUUUUGCAUGCUCACCAUUUACACGCUUGGCUACUAUUUUCUUGUCUCCUAACAACCGGUGGCAACGUCAACGAUUGGGCUGCCAAAUGAAACCGAUCUUCAAUUUUACCAUUGGAUUAUGUUCCAUUUCCUUUUUAUUUCUUGAAUUUUAUUUUUUUUAUGUAUUUUUAGAUGGUAAUAAAUUUUUAACACAAUAUUUUUUGAAGUGAUCAUCCACAGGUUUUUCUCUUGUAGUGGUUUCAACAUUAUAAUUUAAAACAACCUUCUAUUUUUUUUA
This is a messenger RNA of Mangifera indica (mango), 1582 nucleotides long. RefSeq names its product ATPase GET3A. The record is from RefSeq and is a predicted model, not a curated record. Gene Ontology annotation, biological process: post-translational protein targeting to endoplasmic reticulum membrane. The transcript is spliced from 7 exons. Gene Ontology annotation, cellular component: GET complex. Lineage: Eukaryota; Viridiplantae; Streptophyta; Magnoliopsida; Sapindales; Anacardiaceae. Gene Ontology annotation, molecular function: ATP binding; ATP hydrolysis activity. Bases 230 to 1300 code for a protein of 356 amino acids.